UUUUUUUUCUUAGCGUAGUCUAAUUUUUUUCUGGAAUCUAUAAAAUUCGACUCUUGGCUUGGAUCCAUUGUGCUUCUUUUUUCCUACUCUUUUAUUUACCAUUUGUGUUUUUCCAUUUCUCUUUUUCUUUUUUCUUGCUUUAAACAAAAUAUAUAUCAACGGCAAUGUCUCAUACAGAAACUCGUACAUUUUGUCCUCUUGUUCUUUUCCAUGACUACCCUUCGAAUCGCUUAACACUGCCAUGGCAAAGCAAUCAAUACCGGGGAUUGAUUAACGAACACCGGGCAAAAACCACCGAAAUGCUGGAACAAAACGCGCAGUUGUGGUGGUGGAAACGACAAAAUACAGCUUCCCUUUUCUCAUUUAAAACUUCAGUUUUAAGAGAACUGUUCCCAGCGAAUUUUUCCAAUGAUUUUCGUACGAGCGACGUAUUACCCGACAUUAGCACCAGCUCGACUACCAAUAGCAGUUCUUCAUCGGGCGACAGUUUGUCAACGACGUUGACUUCGCCCACCAUUACGCCACUGGAACCACUCACACGAACCUCGACUCCGCCACCGCUGUAUCAUAGUAAAAUAAGCGCUCAAGAAAAAAUCAUGCAUUUGCAUCACGAACCCUCUGCAUUUUGUCGCACACUCUCAUUGUCGCCACCGUUAUCUAUCACUGAUAUAUCUGCCGGCAUCACCGAAUCUGCCGCCAAAGUGUCCAUCAGAAGUGACGCUGACCCUCCUGUCAGUAUUACCACCACCAGCAACAAUAGCAACAGCAGUGGCGGCCUCCUGCCGUCCGAUUCGACGGCCAAACAGAAGCGUCGUCGCGGCAACCUUCCAAAGGAUGUGACUGAGUUUCUUAAACGCUGGCUGGUUCAACAUAAAAAGCAUCCUUAUCCGACGGAAAAAGAGAAAAUGGACCUUGCCUAUCGCACAGGUCUUACCGUCAAUCAAAUCAGCAACUGGUUUAUCAACGCCCGACGACGCAUCUUACAACCUAUGCUUGAAUCGGAAAACCAGCGCCAAGCAUUGGAUACAUCGGCUUACUAUGAGCUGAUUGCAUUAGAAGAAAAACGUCGAAGGCAAUUCGACGCGUAUGCCCAUCAAGGGUUUGCAGGUAUAAAUGAGAAACCGUUUUCUUGGCUGGGCUGAUAGACAAAAACUAAGCCUAUUUUUGCCUUGGUGAUCAGAAACCUAUCAUGAACACGCUAACCGCUGGACUUUCCGACGAACGAAAUUGCCUACACUUGAAAUCUGUGAAAAAGAUCCUUAUUCCGUUCAUCUUCCAUAAGCUCUGAUGAUUAUUCUAUCUUUCUACUAACUUAUUAUGCAACUUUUUUUCCGAUAUUUAUGAUUGCUCUGUAAUGAAUUUUUGGUAAUGUUUUUGUUUUCUACUUUCGUUUCAAUCACGGUGAUUCUUGAAAGAAACAAAAAAAAAAAAAAAAAAAACUUGUUUAUGCACCUUUUCCCUUAACUCUUUCACUGUUCUCUCCACCCCCCGCAUUGUGCACCG
Molecule: messenger RNA, 1503 nt
Organism: Radiomyces spectabilis
Lineage: Eukaryota; Fungi; Mucoromycota; Mucoromycetes; Mucorales; Radiomycetaceae
Exons: 3
Coding region: 165-1142 (325 amino acids)
Biological process (GO): regulation of transcription by RNA polymerase II
Molecular function (GO): RNA polymerase II cis-regulatory region sequence-specific DNA binding; DNA-binding transcription factor activity, RNA polymerase II-specific
Source: RefSeq, a predicted model, not a curated record